AUGAGUGGGUUUUACAGUAGAGGCAAAAAAUCCCAAAAUGAGCAAAAGGAAAAAGAAGAGCAGCAGCGAUUUGAACAGCAAAUGAAAGAGCAAGAAAACAAUAAAAAGGAGAUAAUCAAAGAAACAAAUAAGAUAAGAAUGUAAGGAAUAGAUAGUUCUAAACAAACACAAGAAGAAAAGAAAAAACAAGAAGCAAUGAAAUUAGAAGAAGAAAAGCAAAGGAAAAUUAAGGAAAAUAGAGAAAAAUAUACAAAUUUUGUAAGAGGAAAACGACACGAAAAAUCAAAAUCAAGUGAAGAGAUAAAGGAAAAUGAAAAUAAAGAGAAGGCGAACGAGGAAAAAAGAGAAAACAGCGUCGUAGAAGACAUAGAAAAGUAUGAAAAUGCAGAGAUACCUGAAGAAAUUUUGCCAGAAGACUCUCCUAUUAAAGAGGUAGAAAUUGAAAAAAUCCAAAAAUCAGUUGAUAAGGAAAUUUCAAAAAAUGAGGAUGAUUUACCUCCAGUCAGAAUAAAGAAAAAACUCAUAAGGCCUGGAAGCAAAGAAAAUGCGAUACCUAUGAAAACGAUGGAGGUUAUAGUAGACUCAGAACCUGUUAGAGUCCAAACACCACCGUUUCACAAUCUUAAUGAAAUAAACCCUAUGAUUAACGAAAAGCCAAGACCUAUCAAAAAGCGCCCAACAUUUAACCCAAAGCCUCGACCAAACGAAACUAAAGAAAAAAAUGUAAGUCCUCCUAAAUCUGAAAUUAAAAAAAAUAUAGAAAAAGUCCCAGACAUCAGCACUAUUCAAAACCAAGAAGAUGAAAUUGAAGCAGCAUUAAUGAUGCUUAAUAUAAAAGCUAUAAAACAAAAAGCUCUCUCUGGCAUAGAAGCAAUAGAUGAAGAAGCCAAGCUUCUUGAAGAAUCUUUAGCGCUCGUAAACAUCACACCAAUUCCUCCUGAAAUUUCACAAGAAGUCUCUUCACAAAUAAUCCACCCUGCCCCAAUAGCUAAACUUAUUGAAGAGCCAAAGCGAGAACCUUCAGUAUAGGCAUAUCCCUAAGAUAGCCCAAUAUGGGCGAGGGAAGAGGCCAAAACUUCCCAUUUGGUCCGGCCAACUCAGGUUGGUCGAACCAAGUCGUAAAUGGCGAAUGAGCCUCCUUCCACUUGGUUCGGCAAACCUGAGUUGGCCGGACCAAGUGGGAAGCUUUGGCCUCUAUCCCUCGCCCAUAUCGAGCUAUCUUAGGGAUAUGCCUAUAGAAACUAAGAUAACAGAGGAUCAAAGAUCUGCAUUUAGUGCAUUUCCAAUCCGUGGAAAUAUAUCAGAUGGGCAAUCAAUGAUUUCUACUAUAAGAAAUGAAAAAAAAUGAAAUUCCAGACAAGUGUCAGUGGAUAGAGAGCCAGUAAAAAAAAUUGGUUCGGUUUAUAACGAAAUUGCUGCAAGGAGUGGAAGAUAUGGGAAAGAUAACCCUCCGCCUAAAUAUGCGAUGCGCAAAAAAAGGGAAAGAGAGCCAAUUUCGCUAACUUUCCCUCCUCUGUGGCUAACAAAAUUAUUUUGUUCGCUCACUAAGGGUUAAGUUUUUUUUUUUUUAAAAAAUAAUUUAGAUCUAUAUUCGCAAAAUUGGAAACCAAAAAUUAAUUUAAUUUAUAAAAUUUAUGUUUUAGACGAAAGCUAUUUUAAAUUAAACAGAGUUAGCUAUUGAUUUCAUUAUAAUAAUUAUCACUUAUAUAGCAAAAGAUUUUUUCAUGAAAAAAUCUUUUGUUUGCUCACGGAGGAUGGCUUUUGGCCAAAAAUGGGGAUUUUUCCAUAGUUUUGUUCGCUAACGGAAGGGGGAGUAAGGAAAAUCCCAAAGCCUAGUAAGUAUAAUCUUGAUGUGGUAAAAAUAAAUCCAAAAGUCGAUAUAAAACAACUCUUCCAUGAAGAAGAUCUCCCAGAAUGGGCUAAAUAG
This is a messenger RNA of Blepharisma stoltei, 1927 nucleotides long. NCBI's taxonomy places the organism in Eukaryota, Ciliophora, Heterotrichea, Heterotrichida, Blepharismidae. The record is from the annotation of a GenBank genome assembly.